CAACCGAAAGAAAAUAAAACUUUAAAUAGUAAGAAUUUAAAUAUAAAGCCUACCAUGACCAUGAUCUGGAGAGGAAUUGGUUUGUAUACUUCUUCCUUGUCAACAGAUCGAUAAUCAUUGAAUUUUACAGACCAACGAAUGAUUAAAUAUUUCUUCCAGAAAGUAUGGCGACUGUAAAUGAUCCCGUAUUUGUAGUAGUAGCAAUAGAUUUUGGAAGUCAUGGUUCAGGAUAUGCAUUCUCUUUUCGGUAUGAGUUUGCAAGCAACCCUAUAAACAUUAGCACCCCCUACUGGUCAUCAGAGAGUGGAGGAGAUGCUACCUACAAAGCACCUUCCUCUAUUCUUCUUAACUCAAAGAAGAAAUUUGUUGCCUUUGGUCACGAUGCUGAAGACAAGUACUCAACUAUUUGUGAAAAGAAUGAACAGAAUUCAUGGUACUACUUAAAAGAGUUUAAAAUGAAACUGUAUGAAGCUGUUGUUUUAGGACAGGAUAUUAGAGAUGAUUUUAAAAUGGAGGAAAUGAAUGGUAAAAAAGUUUCAGCGAAGAAAGUAUUUAGAUUAGCAAUUAAAUUCUUAAAAAAACAUCUGCUUGACCAGUUUAAGGAAAGGAACCUUGGUGUGAAUAAUGAUCUGAUUAAAUGGGUAAUUACGGUCCCAGCUAUUUGGAAUGAUGCAUGUAAACAAUUCAUGAGAGAAGCUGCUGAAGGGGCUGGAAUUGCAGGAGAUAAAUUCUGCAUUGUGUAUGAGCCUGAGGCAGCAUCAAUAUAUAUGCGUCUUAUACCUGUAGAAAAGUUUGUAGGGGAAAAUCAAACAACUAUAUUAAGAUCGUUUGAUCCUGGCAGAAAGGUUAUGGUAGUUGAUGCUGGGGGUGGUACUGUUGACAUAUCUGCACAAGAAGUUUUACCUGAUGGUCACUUGAAAAUAAUUCAUAAAAUAUGUGGAGGUUCGUGGGGUGGUGAAUGGGUCAACCAAGAGUAUCGCAAAUUACUUAAGAAACUGAUAGGAGGAGAUGUAUUCCUGGAAUUUAAACAAACACAAGGAUUAGAUUAUAAUGAAAUGAUGAGGUGCUUUGAAAUCCUUCAAAGGAAAUGA
This is a messenger RNA of Mytilus trossulus (common blue mussel), 1091 nucleotides long. Its product is annotated as heat shock 70 kDa protein 12A-like. The coding region runs from base 165 to 1091 and encodes 308 amino acids. The transcript has 5 exons. The record is from RefSeq and is a predicted model, not a curated record. NCBI's taxonomy places the organism in Eukaryota, Metazoa, Mollusca, Bivalvia, Mytilida, Mytilidae. Gene Ontology annotation, molecular function: ATP binding; ATP-dependent protein folding chaperone.